Amphiprion ocellaris (clown anemonefish) is the source of this 8141-nucleotide messenger RNA. RefSeq names its product mitogen-activated protein kinase kinase 6 (gene map2k6). Lineage: Eukaryota; Metazoa; Chordata; Actinopteri; Pomacentridae. Gene Ontology annotation, biological process: MAPK cascade; protein phosphorylation. The coding region runs from base 271 to 1347 and encodes 358 amino acids. The transcript has 12 exons. Gene Ontology annotation, molecular function: ATP binding; MAP kinase kinase activity. The record is from RefSeq and is a predicted model, not a curated record.
GAACGUUUGUCUCGCAGGACUCAGUGAUCCAAGUUAGGAGCUCUCAGCUGCCAGCCUUGGCCCAUCAUGUAAGUGCUGCGGAGGAUUCUUUGCAGCGCAUUUGCAGAAAUUAGCGCUUCUCCCGACGCCUGCGGGGCCGUGCAUCCGUCCCGGCGCUCCGUGCACGGACACGCACGCUUCGGACGCACGAAGGCUCCAAGUGCAUGAAGAUCGAGGCUCGUGUUUUGCAUCUUUGUUGCAGCAGCGAGCCGCUGAAGCUCCAGUGCGCCGAUGGAGGGAGGGAGCGAGAAAGAAGGCAAAGUCUUUUGUGCUUCCCCUCCCCCCCAUCAGAGCAGAGGGGAAAUGUCUCAGGCGAAGGGAGGUAAGAGGAAGCCGGUGCUCAAGCUCCCCCAGGAGGUGUUUGAGCAGCGAACUCCUGCACCAGUACCUCCCAGAGAUUUGGAUUCUAAAGCUUGUGUGACGAUCGGAGAAAAGAACUUCGAAGUAAAGGCCGAUGACCUGGAGCAGAUUUGCGAGCUCGGCCGAGGAGCUUAUGGAGUCGUGGACAAGAUGAGGCACGUGCCCAGUGGACUGAUCAUGGCCGUGAAGCGGAUUCGGGCCACAGUGAACACUCAGGAGCAGAAGAGGCUUCUGAUGGACCUGGACAUCUCCAUGAGGACGGUGGACUGUUUCUACACCGUCACCUUCUAUGGAGCUCUAUUCAGAGAGGGCGACGUGUGGAUCUGCAUGGAGCUGAUGGACACGUCACUCGACAAGUUCUAUAAGCAGGUGAUCGAGAAAGGCCUGACCAUCCCCGAGGACAUCCUGGGAAAGAUCGCCGUCUCAAUAGUAAAAGCUUUGGAGCAUCUGCACAGCAAUCUGCAAGUCAUUCACAGAGAUGUGAAGCCCUCCAACGUCCUGAUCAACACGCAGGGUCAGGUGAAGAUGUGCGACUUCGGCAUCAGUGGCUACCUGGUCGACUCCGUGGCUAAAACCAUGGACGCCGGCUGCAAACCCUACAUGGCGCCGGAGAGGAUCAACCCUGAGACCAACCAGAAAGGCUACAACGUCAAGUCUGACAUCUGGAGUUUAGGAAUCACGAUGAUUGAGCUCGCCAUCCUGCGCUUCCCAUAUGACUCGUGGGGAACGCCUUUCCAGCAGCUGAAGCAGGUGGUGGAAGAACCUUCACCCCAACUUCCUGCCGACCAGUUCUCCGCUGAGUUUGUGGAUUUCACCUCUCAGUGCUUAAAGAAAGUUUCCAAAGAGCGGCCGACUUACACAGAACUCAUGCAACAUCCCUUCUUCACCUCCCACGAGGCCAAAGAGACCGACGUGGCCAGCUUUGUGAAGGUCAUCCUGGGGGACUGAGUUGCAGCUCUCAGCCGGAGGAGGGAGGAUCCGCUGGAGACGAAAAAAUACGACAAAGAAAAAGCACCGACAAAGCAGCUCCUGCUACCUGCAGGACUCCCCCACCUGUUCGUCCACCUGCCUGCAUCACCUGACCCGGUGGGCGGAGCCUCACGUAAUCUGGAAUCAUUACCUGUAUGCAAAAAGCUCCCUCUGAUUAGAUCCGCUCAGCUCUGAAGCCUCCUGAACCAAGUCCUUUGUGCUGCAGAGGUUCAGGCGAUAUACCGACGAUAUAGUGCUCUCUGUGUAUAAUCUAAAUGUUUGCAUACUCCAAGCAACGUGUUGCAUCAGAUUAUUAAUUGACUGCAUGUACAGAGUUUAUCUGUGGGUAGAAACGGGCUCAGACGGCCAGUGAGGAGCAGCUGCAGACUUCAGGGCCCCCGGUGGCCACUUACAGGUACUGCACUUCACUGCUUUAUCCCUGGUUCCAGCCGAGGUCAGGUUUUGUGCUCUUUGUGCUGCCUGAGUGUGUUACAGUGUGUGUGAGCUGAUGUAUGGUUAACGUGUGAUUGUGGGGCUGCUCGGCUCUGGAGGCAGUUUUUCACAAAAAGACUUUUGUGGGACAUUUUUUGGAUUACAUUGUGACAGAUAAAGCUGUUUUUCUUCACCGUGGCUCAUUUUUGCUGCAGUAUAAAGUCCUGCACCUCUAUGGAAACAGAAAAAAGACAGAGAGAGAACUCCAAAAUGUCUUAGAAUGACAAAAAUACUAAAAACAACCUGAAAAUGUUGAAUUAUUUAUUUAGCAAAAAUUGAAAGAAACCUGAAAUCGACACAUUUCCACUGCUGUUCCCAAUAGUGGAACACAAUUAUGCCUCCACAUAUUAUAGAUAUUUAACUAUUUACAUUCAGACUACUCUGUUCAUCAUCUAGAAAGAUGUUUCACCAUGCUGAAUGUAUCUCCAACAACUUCCUCCUCUGUUCACUGUUUCUGAGCCAUGUAGCAUUUUAUUGAUCCGGUAGGUUUGAUUUUCCUCUCUAUUUGAAUUUUUGUCUUGAAACUAUCUGUCACAGCUGAGUCAGUCAUGGCUUCAAAUUUGCACAAACAGGCUAAGAUUUUUUAUUUUUUCACAGAAUCUGUUGAGAGAAAACGGUUUAUUUUUGGCAAAUUUUUGAUUCAGAUUAAAUAUCAUGGUUUUCAGGUUAAUUUUUUGUCAAGUUUCCCGACAGAGUUUAGUUCAAGCUCUGCCUGACGUUACAAAAUCCAAAAAUUCUCUCAUUUUGUACAGUUUCUGGCUCUGAUAAAUGCUGUCAUUUUGACGAUUUUUUCAAAGACAAAAGGCUUUUCAAACCAACACAUUAUUAACUAAUGUAUGUUUGCAGUUCUUGAUGCAGUUUCUGCACUCAGAGUUGAGAUAAAACAUUUUUUGGAAACAUUUUUUGGAUGAUUUUUUUCCCUCAGCAUGUCGGGUUUAAUGCGUUUCCUCAUUCUGUCCAAAUUUGAAAAGUUUUCGUCAGAAAUUUUGUUGGAUUCUUUGAUUUCCUUGAUUUUAACUCAGUUUUUUCUCUCUGAAAUUGCAAAAUCACAUUGAGGCCGAUGUUGAAGAGUAGCUGCAAGAUAGAACUGCGAUGCAGCUCUGAGAACCACAAACACUUCAGAAUGGUUUCUGUUCUUAGCUCGGCUCUAGAGGCAGUUUUUCUCUGAGUUGAGAUACAAGAAGAUUUUUUCUGGCAGCAUAUUUGGAUGAAAUUUUCCUUCUGCAGCCUCGUCGUGUUUCUGAGAGCAAGUCGGGUUUAAUGCAGCAGAUUAAAUACAUGCAUCUUUUCGUUCUGUCUAAAUUUGAGAAGUUUUAGUCAGAAAAUUAGGUAGAUUCAUUGAUCUCCUCGAAUCUAAGUCAGUUUUUUCACUCUGAAGUUGCGACACAGCCAAUGAUGUGUGUUCACAAGGUUUAGGAUGCAACAUUAUUUUAUUAAAUUGUUCUCCUACAGCCUAGUCAUGUUUCUGAGAGCUGGUCAGGUUUAAUGGAUCUCCUCGUUUUGUCCAGAUUCAAAAAGUUUUAGUCAGGAAUUGUGUUGGAUUUUGUGGAUUAAAACUCAGUUUUUUCACCCUGGAGUUGCAAAAAUUCAUGAAUCACGGAGUUAAAAUUGCACGGGCAGCUCUGUGAACCACAAACACAUUUCAAAAUCUUGUGUUCACAAGGUUUAGGAUGCAGCACUAUUUCAUUAAAUUAUCCUCCUGCAGUGUCGUCAUGCUUCUGAAAGCAAGUUGGGUUUAAUGCGUCAGACUGAACACAUGCAUCUCCUGAUGCCAAAAGUGUUUGACAAGUUUUCGCCUGAAAUUGUGUUCAAUUAAUUGAGUCUAACUCAGUUUUUUCACUCUCAAACUGCACAAACACAUUUCAAAAUGCUGUGUUCACAGGGUUCAGGAUGCAGCAUUUUUUCAUGUAACUAUUCUUCUGCAGCCUUGCUGUGUUUCUGAAAGCAAGUCAGGUUUAAUUCAUCAGAUUUAACUCAAGCAUCUCCUCGUUCUGUCUAGAUUUGAGAAGUUUUAGAAAAUUAGAUGGAUUCAUUGAUUUCCUCAAUUCUAACUCAGUUUUUUCACUCUAGAGUUGCAAAAACAUGCGCAUUUUAUUCAUGAAGUUAUUCUUCUGCAGCCCCGUCGGGUUUCAUUCAUCUCCUCAUUUCAUGCAGAUUCAAAAAGUUUUAGUCACAAAUUGUGUUGGAUUCUUUGACUUCUGUGAUUCCAAUUCAGUUUUUUCAAUCUGAAGUUAUAAAAGCACGUGAGUCUGAGAAUACAGAGGAGCUGUGAGGCCGAACUGAUGCAGCCGUGCAGCCCUGCAAACCACAAACACAUUAUUAAGUGGUAUUUGUGUGUGAGUGUGUGUGUGUGUGUGUAUGUGUGUGUGAGUGUGUGUUGAUGUUGUCGUCUGUUCUGAGCCAAUCACAACCCUCUCCACUCCACGUUCGACAGGAAAGGAACUGGACGUUGUUGCUCUUCUUCUUCUUAUCUUAAUAUUCUCUGAAUCCUUGUUGUUAUUAUUUACUCCGGACGUGUUUCCUGCAGUUCCUCUUAUUUAUUACGACUGCUGUUCCUCCUCUGGAAACUUGACGCUCCAUUAGAGACUCUUCUGUGUGCGUUUGUGUGGACGGCGUGUGUUUUUUUGUCGUGUUCUUCUUGGCUCCAGAUGCUUUGAAACGGUAACUUGCAAGCCUUCUAUGUGCCUCUUUAUAGAAAAGGAGGAAUCCUGUGUUGUGAUCAGGACGACCAGGGAUCAGCUCCUCCCUCUCCACGCUGCAUGGCAUCACCUCUCCACUUCCUGUCCACUUCCUGUCCACUUCCUCCUCGCUCCGCUGCCUUUUCUUUCUUUUCGUCCGUCGUUGCCUUUUGGUUCUUGACUUUUUUUUCUCACGAUGAUUUCUGAGGGCAGAAAGUGUCGAAGUCCAGCCUUUAUGCAAGAACUACUCUAAUGUCAAAACAAGAAACUUGAAAUGCUGUUAGAACGGCGGGUUAAAGUCACACUUGGAUGGUUUACAUCAGCUUCUUGCCUUUUUAAUGUUUUGCUGCUGGUUGUUUCUUGAUAUUUCUGCUUUUUUCUCCAUCUGCAGUCGGUUUUUGUUGAGUUUUGGUCACUUAAACUACGUUAAAGCUACUUAAAAGCUUGAUCUGUGCUCUAAACAUGGAUCAAAGUCAUCCGUUCCGACCCUCAAAUGAAUUAAAAUGGAUGCAAAAUUAACCAAAAAGGUGCAAAUGAACAUAAAAUGAUGUAAAAUGUACCCAAAAAGAUGCAAAAUUACCAUGAAGAGAGGAAAAAAAUGUUUCAAAAAGACACAGAAUGGUUCCUAUGAAAUACAAACACCUCAAAAACACCUGAACGUACAAAAAGGAGACAAAACGUCCACAUUGAGAUACAAAUUUGCUACAAAAAGAUGGAAGUGACUAAAAAAUGACACAAAAUGACAACAAAUAGAUGCAAAACCAAUGCAAAGACAUGAAACGACCAUUAAAAGGUGUGAAAUAACCACUAAGAGACACAAAGCUCUGCUGUUUCCUGCUUUUUUGUCUGUCUUCAGUCGGUUUUUAUUAAGUUUUGGUCAUUUAAGCUGCAUUAACGUUACUUAAAGGCUCGAUCUGUGCUCUAAACAUGGAUCAAAAUCAGUUAGAAUCAUCUGGUCUGAACCUCAAAUGAAUUAACAUAGAUGCAAAAUGAACCAAGCAGGUGCAAAUGAACACAAAAUUGAUGCAAAAUUGUCCCAAAAAGAUGCAAAAUUACCUCAAAGAGAGGGAAAAAACUAUUCAAAAAGACACAAAAUGGUUCCUAGGAAAUGCAAACACCCCAAAAAGACCUGAACCUACGAAAAUGAGACACAAAAUGUCCACUUAGAGAAGCAAAUUUACCACAGAAAUAUGGAAUUGACUAAAAAGUGACACAAAAUGACAAGUAGAUGCAAAAACGUAAACUAACCAUGACAAGGUGUAAUAUAACCACUAAGAGACACAAACGUACUACAAAGAACUGCUGUUUCCUGCUUUUUUUGUCCAUUUCAAAUAGUUUUUUGUUAAGUUUUGGUUGUUUAGGCUGUUAAAGUUACUUAAACACUCAAUCUGAUACUCAAUUUUAAGCUUAGAUUUGGUAAAUUUUUACGAUUAACCCCCAGAUCUUACAUGAUUAGUUUGAAUACUGUCUGAACAUUAAAAAGUCAAAGAUUUUUCUGUUUUUAUAGUGUCUGGCUCUGAUAAAUGUUGCAAUAUUUGGUUAAUUUUCAUGAUUCAACCAAACAUCCUAUGUAAUUACUUCAAGGACUGUCUAGAAAUGGAAAAAUCAACAUUUUUUCUGUUUUUAUAGUUUCUGGCUCUGAUAAAUGGUGUAAUUUUGGUGAUUUUGUUACCGAUAACAUGCUGCUAAAACCUACUUGAACCUAGUUAAAAAGUUUCAUGUUUUAUUUACAGAAUCUGGUUACAGCAAACAGUUGAGUUUUGGUGAAUUAAAUUGAUUUUGAUAAUAAUAAUGUCACAAUUUUAAGCUUAGAUUUGGUUAAUUUUCCCAAUGGAACCACACGUCUCACAAAAUUAGUUAAAAUACUGUGUAGAAAUGGGAAAACCAACAUUCUUUUCUGUUUUAACAGUUUCUGGCUCUGAUAAAUGGGAUCAUUUUUUUGUUUGUUUUUUGCAUCCUCCUGGUGGAUUUUCGGGCUCAGACAGUUAAAAAUUUUCAUUUUAUAUUAACAGAAUCUGGUUAAAGCAAACAGUUGAUUUUUGACAAAUUUAACUGAUUUUGAUAUGAAAAUCUCACUAUUUGAAGCUUAAAUUUAGUUAAUUUUCCUGAUCAAAUUACGGCACAUCAAGUUUCAUGUUAUAUUUAUAGAACUUCGUUAAUUUUUGGCAAAUUUAAUUGAUUUUGAUAUGAUGUCACAAUUUUAAGCUUAGAUUUGGUUAGUUUUCCCGAUUAAACCACAAUUCUCGCAUGAUCACGAGUAUCUGAAAUGAAAAAGCCAAAGAUUUUUUCAAUUUUUGUAGUUUCUAGCUCUGAUAAAUGGGGUCAUUUUUGCAGUUUUUCAAAACUGUCAUGCUUCUAAAACCUACUGGUGGUUUUCAGAUGGUUAAAACAUUUCUUUUUAUAUUUACAGAAUCAGGUUGAAGCAAACUGUUGAGUUUUAGCAAAUUAAAUAGAUUUUCACAUGAAAAUGUCAUGAUUUUAGGCUUAGAUUUUGUUAAUAUUCCCAGUGGAACCACACGGACAGACUGAACAUUAAAAAUCAGACCAUUUUUUUCUGUUUUUAUAGUUUCUAACUCUGGUAAAUGGGGUCAUUUUUGUGAUUGUUUAAAUUAUUUUUUAACAAUAUCUCGCUUCUCAAAGCUGCUGCUGGGGUUCAGAGGGUUAAAAUGAUUCAUGUUACAUUUCUGUGACUCCUGACUCAACAAAAACAUCAAUAAGAACGUUCAGAUAAACCAGACUUGGCCUUUACCUGCUCCAGAACCUCAUGGUUUUGAUUCUGUGACUCUUCAGGUCAGCGUCGACUCGUAUUGACUUUUCAUUGAGGACAGACUGGAGUCCAAUCAGGCGUCUCUUCCUGUCCGACCCGCUCACUGUUUAUCUUUAUAAAUAAACCGUCACCGAGUUUAACGGGGUUUUUUUUUCUUGCCUUCAUACAUGUCUGCUUGCAUGUUCAUGUGGGAUUUCCCAUCCGCGAGUCUAUUUGUGUCUUUUCUCACCUGCUGAGUAAAGCUGCGUCGCCGGGGGUUACCAGGGCAGGAUGUCCGAGUGGAAACGGACUAUUUUCACAUCCCAUCACGGCUCCUCUGAGUUUAUCCCACCACCGGCACGUAUCUCUGGAUGAGGAGGUUUUACUGGAUGUCGAGGUGAGAAUCGGAAGAAACUUCUAGAAGCUUCGGACGGGUUUUAUUUGGUUCUUUCUGUUGCACAUUUCUCCAAUCCAUGACUUGUGACUCGGUGGAGCUUCGUGUUUCUCUGGUUCAACCCUGGUCUCCUCAGCUGUACGUGAUUCUGGUGUUGCGCUGUCGUGUUCUUCUUUGAUUCAGGGUGGGGGGGGACCCAGAGAUGCUACUGUACGUGGACGACGGGUUCUUAUUCGUUGCUGUUGGGUGGGUUUUCGGGGAGGGUUGCCGCGGCUACGGCGCCGGGCCCCGUGGGAAGUGAAGUUCUCAGUAUAUUUACACGUCUCUUUAAGCCUCUGCUAAAGACUGAUGACUGUUCAUUUAGAGCUCAAUGAAUUUCUAUAAAUAUUUUAGAUUGCUCAAACUGAUUGUGUGCAAUUGUAAUGACGGAAAUUCAAUAAAAAAAAGAGGUAUUUUUACACAA